AUGCGGCGCACAUCCCGAUUGAUUCCAUUCGGUUUCGUCAUCCUGAUGCUCCUGCUGUCGAAAUUCGGCCACACAAUGGAAACCAGCUGCCAGACGCCGGAGAAGACAGACGGCCGAUGCGUGCACUUCAGCGCCUGCCGGCUCGUCCUGCGGCACUAUGCGAUGUACAAGGAGCACAUGCCGCCGGCGAUAAUGCGAUUCCUGCAAAGAGCCCGUUGCAGGCCCAAGAGCCAGGGUUAUUAUUUGUGCUGCGAACUCAAAGAUGUGAUUCCUGCGAACGCCAACUCAAAGUUGAAGUAA
Drosophila serrata is the source of this 300-nucleotide messenger RNA. RefSeq lists its product as uncharacterized. The record is from RefSeq and is a predicted model, not a curated record. NCBI's taxonomy places the organism in Eukaryota, Metazoa, Arthropoda, Insecta, Diptera, Drosophilidae.